Molecule: messenger RNA, 2555 nt
Organism: Babjeviella inositovora NRRL Y-12698
Lineage: Eukaryota; Fungi; Ascomycota; Pichiomycetes; Serinales
Product: putative metalloendopeptidase
Exons: 1
Coding region: 319-2493 (724 amino acids)
Cellular component (GO): cytoplasm
Source: RefSeq, a predicted model, not a curated record
AGCUACGCUUACCGUAUCCAUCAGUAGCAUGAGCCGGUCCCUCGCGUUCCCAACCAGAGCGUCACAAUCUCCGUCUAACGAGAAUCAUGAUCAAAUUACCAUUGAUACCCCCCCUUGCAAGGAACCAUUUGGCUACUGCUUAAGCCACCAAAGUAUCUACACGCCUCAGCACUGCCCGCUCAUGUGAUAUCCUGCACGCAUUCCGAGCAACCUUAGCCGCUGUCCAGUAUAAAACGCCUGGCCUUCCCCCGUCUCUUCCUUUAUGACUACUCCGGCUCAAUUCACAUUCCUCUAAGUCAGUUGACUCAGUUAAGGCCCAUGUCAAUUAAUAUCACCAACUACCAGCAGAACGAGACGGUUUCGUGCCCGCUCGUACUCGUCAAAGGAACAUGCACCACGUCUGGGUUGAUCCGGGUGAUUCACCACGGACUCGACCAGAACAAGUUCCCGGCACAAUACUUCUCAGUGGACAACGGCUGCUUCCGCGCGCUCGUGCACUUGGAAGGGGGUGAGAACACGGUGUACUUCCAGCUCGUGGAUGGCGAGAUACGUACGGAUGAGACGUACCGCGCGACCGCAUCGGUGGUUGUGCACCGCGAGAGCAACACGUUCGCGCCAUUGAAAAUCCACUACGUGCCAGUCGUGCAGAACAAGCCGAUCCACGUGUGCAUGAUUGUCGCCAAGGAUUCGCCCUUGGUGUUUGAUACGCCAGGCUACAAGAAAGCCAAAGAGGGCAACGGGUUCGAUCUUGCGGUCCGCAAGUUGAGGCUCGGGUGCCGCUUGAUGCAGACCUACACGCUCGAGGAGAUGCGCGCGAACGGGUUUGGUAACCGCACGUUUGCAUUUGCGGAGGAGUGGACGUGUAGCUCGUUGUCCAAGCAGGACUUUGACAAGAACGGCGAGGGGCGCGCGCAUAUGGACAUCAAGGUGCACGUGAUCACAUCGCGCAAGACACUUGCGGAGUUGCGCGACCCCAACAUGGCGCAGCAGAACCCGAAGGGCAGCAACACCGGCGGGCUCUUCAGCCACGCGCUUGACGAGUUGAAGCACUACGGGGGGCCCUUCGAGGAAGGCCACCGCACGGCCCAGGCCGCGGUGAUGUACCUCGACGCGACGUGGGACACGCAGUUGCAAUUGAUCCUCGCGCACGCGGCGCUCGGCGGUGGCGAUGACCGCAUCAGUCUCGCAAUCUUUGGCUCCCAGGGCUUGCACCUGUGGCCAUCCUUCGUCGAGGAUAUCAUCCCCGCGUUCCAGGACGACACGCGCCUCUCCAUUACCGAGGUUGCAAACGAUUGUAACCAGUGCGGCACCUCCUGGGAGACAUUUACGUUGUCUAUGGGCGCGUUCAUGCACGAGAUCGGCCAUUCGCUCGGUUCGCCACACCAGGAGUCCGGUGUCAUGUUGCGUGACUACAUCUUCCUCCAGCGGUCGUUUUGCACGCGCGAGACGUACUGCGAGCGGACAAAGGCCGGAGAGAGCCUCAUUGGGAGAGACGGAAAGUGGCCUAACGAGUGCCACUGGCACCGCUUGGACUUGAUCCGCUAUCUCCACCACGGGAGCUUGGGGUUGCCGACUGACGCGUACGAUCCGAGCUUCCAGAAACGUACCAAGACGUUGGGGAACGGUGCAAAGCCCGUGGAUCAGAUCUAUACGGGCGUCCAGGGCCAGCCUCUAGGGUUCCACGUGUCACAAGGGUGCAUCGUCAAGUCCACUAGCGGAAUCUAUCUCGUGGAAAUGGAUGUGGAUGGCUUGGCGCGCGCGUGGAUCGAGUACUUGCCGAAAACCGUUGGUGGACCGGGCCAGCAGUACGACCUUUUGCUCAACUACGAGGAGUUACAACGCCGAAUUCCGGAACGCUUCAGAAACAAGAAGAUGCAUGUGCGGGUGUUGUCUGGCUGCGGCGACUUCAACAUCGAUGACUUUGAGAAGUACUGUCACGAGGAUAGCACCGUCCGUUUGGGCGGCGGCGUGGUGGGCUACAAAUCUACGCUCUUGGGACGCCUGUUGGAGCACGAGGUGGUGGCCCAGGUGGAUAUGAACCUGGUUAUUGGAGCGAGGGUGUAUCAUGGAAGAGCUCUUGACGGGAUUCGCUUCUUUGUAGGGGCAGGGGCUCCGCCGGCUCUCCCACCGAGGAACUAUGGGGAGAAGCAAGGGUUUUUGGGUAAGGUCACUCAGAAGUUAAAGGAUGUAAAGCUCGAGAGCCAGAGUCCACAGGUGCCAGUCCACAGUGACUCGGUGCUCUUUGGAAAGGAAACAAAGGACUACACCGACUUCAUGUUGAACCCCGGCGAGCGCUUUUCCAGGUUCCAUUUCCGCAACGGUGGCUGGGUCGAUGCGGUGGUGUUAGAGACGACCAGUGGGAGAAGAUCAGCCAAUCUCGGAGGCGGCGGUGGACAUGUUACCACAUUAGAGGCGCCACCGGGGCUUUCUAUUCAGGGGUGGUACGGGUUUAUGGACAGGUGGGUGUAUGGGAUUGGGAUUGUCUAUGGCUAACAAACAUGGAUUAUGGGCUAGGCCAAACUCGGAAACUGUCGUGUAUGUCCACCCUGUAUGAU